GAUGAGGUAAAACAGGUGUACAAAAUGACAAGAUAAAGUGGUAUAUUGGGCCCAAUUGAACCACCAUUGAGUUCCCAAUUAAGCGGUAACAGAGGAAAAGGCAUUGAAGUGUGUGAUUAUUUAGUGAACUGUGCUCGAAGUGACUGGACGUGAAAUGGAAAUAUGAAGAUUUUUAGUGAAUUUUUGAUUUUUGCUAGUUUACUAAUCGGUGGACGUCAAGUUUCUGGUGAUUGUGUGUGGUAUGAUGUGUGCAAUGUAGACGGGAGAGGAAAAUAUCAAAAUUGUCCAUACAAUGGUCCAGGAUUUCCCUUAGACUUAACUCAAGAUCCGGAAGCUGGUGAAAUUCUACGGAGACGAUGUCCUGAUAUCUUUACAAAUGACGAUAUGCCGCUGUGUUGCACACCUGCCAGUAUUCGUCUAAUGGAUUCUGAUUUUGCAAUGGCUGAGGGAAUUUACGGAAGAUGUGAAGGAUGUCUGAAAAAUAUGCUUCAGAGUAUCUGUGCUUUUUCCUGCUCUCCCGAUGCCAGUAAAUUUAUCAAAACUUAUAUUUCCGAGAAUGAUGGAAAUCUUGGUAGAGGCCCCUUUGUUGAAGAGAUGGAUUUUUUUGCUAGUGAAAAUUACUACAAUACAACUUAUGAGAGUUGUGCAAAUAUUGUACAUCCGGCAACAGGAAAAUUUGCAAUGGAUAUAGCAUGUGGAUCUUUUGGUUCUGCAAGGUGCACUCCUCUUAGGUGGUUUGGUUUUAUGGGGAACAGAAUUGAGAAUCCUCUAGCACCAUUCCAAAUCAAUUAUUUGCCAUCUGAUGAUCCUGAAGGUAGAUUCGAAGGAGAACCUAGGACGUGCGAUGAUCCCUAUCCUGGUUCGUUUGAGUGUUCCUGCAUUGAUUGUCCUCUAAACUGUCCUCAAGGCAUGGAGCCUGAAGUAGAGGAAACUACUUUUAUGGUUGGAGACCUCAACGGUGUGACUUUUGUCACGGCAUUGUUUCUGGGAUUGCUGGGAAUUGUCUUUGUGGUAAUUGCAUCAAUUCGUACACGACACAGUGACUUCGAUGAACUACCAAAGUGGACAGGUGGAUUCAAUGCUGUUAAUCAUUAUUUAACAGUGUUCUUCAGAUGGCUUGGACAUGGAUGCGCUGCCCAUCCUAUUCUGACUCUAGCUCUCUGUUCUUGGGCAAUUGCUGGCAUGGCUUAUGGUAUUUUCUACUUGGAGAUUAUUACAGAUCCCGUAGAAUUGUGGGCAAAUCCAGAUAGCAGAUCACGAGUGGAGAAAAAUUUCUUUGAUAGUCGUUUUGGGCCAUUUUACAGGACAGAACAGAUCUUCCUAAAACCCUAUAAUACUACGCAUAUUUAUCACGAAACUGAAUUGGGAGUUGUGGAAUUUGGACCGGCUUUCAAUAAAGAAUUCCUUUUGGAAGUAUUUCGUCUCCAAGAGGAAUUGGCACAAUUGGGUCAAGAUGAGGAUUUAGGACUAGAAAAGAUAUGUUUUGCUCCCGUUAUCUAUCCAGGAGAAAUUCCCACAUUGGAUCAGUGCACUGUUCAAUCGGUUUUUGGAUAUUUCAAUCAUGAUUAUGAUAAAUUCAAUGAAACCAGAAUUGAUUUCAAUGGCUUCGAGAGGAAUUACUUAAACAUCAUAAUUAGUUGUACUCAGAAUGCUUACGCUCCAGAAUGUUUUGGUCCUUUUGGGGGUCCUGUAGAACCUGGAGUUGCUCUGGGUGGAAUGCCAAAGCCUGAAGGGAAUAACCAGCCGGAAUAUACUCUCGCAACGGCUGUUAGUAUUUCAUUUAUGGUGAACAAUCAUCAAGAUCCUGAACACUUGGAUCUAGCAAUGCAAUGGGAGAAGCUCUUUAUUGAUUACUUGAAAGACUAUGAGAGUGACAUUAUGGAGAUUGCUUUUAGUGCUGAGAGAUCCAUCGAGGAUGGAAUACAAGAGUUGUCUGAGGCUGAAAUGACGACAGUCAUUAUAAGUUACGUUGUGAUGUUUGUCUACAUAAUGAUAGCUUUGGGAAAAAUUUCUGGUAUUAGGACAUUUUUCCUGGAAUCUAAGAUUACUCUUGCUGUUGGUGGAAUAGCCAUUGUAUUGAUUUCUGUGGCUUGUAGUUUGGGAAUUUUUGGCUAUGCUGGAAUUUCAACUACUAUGCUCACCAUUGAAGUGAUACCAUUUUUGGUAUUGGCCAUUGGUGUUGACAAUAUCUUCAUCAUGGUGCACACUUACAAUCGCAUGGACAGGAGGGAGUAUUCAACUGUUGCUGAAGGAAUUGGAGUUACCAUGGCACAAGUUGGUCCAUCGAUUCUUCUUACGGCUUCAGCGGAAAUUUUCUGCUUUGGAAUUGGUACAUUGUCCAAUAUGCCGGCUGUUCAUACCUUUGCCAUGUAUGCUGCUGUAGCUCUUCUGAUUGACUUUAUCCUUCAGCUAACAGCCUUUGUAGCCUUGAUGAGUCUCGAUCAGAUGAGGUAUGAAUCGAAGAGAUUUGAUCUUAUGUGUUGCUUCCGAAUGGAGAAGUACCAGAAAGAUGAUAAACCCUCACAGGGAUUCUUGCAAAAGAUCAUCGACAGAUUUUAUGCACCAUUCCUACUGUCCAAACGUGUUAGACCUCUAGUAUUUAUCUUCUUCAUUCUAACCACAUGCUUAUCAAUUAUGGUAGCACCUCAUCUUGAGCCGGGUCUCGAUCAGGAAUUAUCAAUGGCCAAAGAUUCCCAUGUCGUCAAGUAUUUCAAGUUUAUGGCAGAAUUGCUUUCAAUUGGCCCACCUGUUUAUUUUGUGGUAACAUCUGGUUUGGACUAUAGUGAAAAUAUCGCGCAAAAUCUUAUCUGCGGUGGUCCACUAUGCAACAAUGACUCGAUUUCUGUUAAACUCUACAUGGCAUCACAAUUUCCUGAGAUUACCCACUUGGCUCGACCCUCUUCAUCGUGGAUUGAUGACUAUUUCGACUGGUUGAGUGUUGACACAUGUUGCAAACUCUAUGCCAACGGAAGCUUUUGUCCCAGUCUAAAUCCAUUUGAUUGUAUGGAUUGUGAGAAGGAGAUUGUGGAUUUGAGACCUACUAGAGACACUUUUAUGCGGUACUUUAGCAAUUUCCUCUCGGAUCUACCGCAUGAGGGGUGCGCUAAAGCCGGAAGAGCAGCCUAUGUUUCGGCCAUUAAUUACAUCUAUGACGAAGUUGGAGAUACUUACAUCCAGGAUUUCUACUUUAGCUCUUACCAUACAACUCUCAGUACUUCCCGGGAUUUCUACACAGCUCUGAAGCAAGCUAGAAUUAUCACUGAUGAUAUUCAGAAGGAUUUAGAUGAGAAGGACUUGGGAAUCACUAUUUUCCCUUAUAGCGUCUUCUAUGUCUUCUAUGAGCAGUACCUUAGCAUUUGGACGGAUUCUCUAUUCUCCCUGGGCAUGUCGUUGGUGUGCGUUUUUGGAAUAACAUUUUUGGUGACAGGAUUUGAUAUUGUAUCAGCUUUAAUUGUCUCUCUGGUUGUCCUAAUGAUCCUUAUCAAUAUGUUGGGACUUAUGUGGGCGUGGAGUAUAACACUCAAUGCUGUCUCUCUAGUCAAUCUUGUGGUGAGUGUAGGAAUUGGUGUAGAAUUUGUAUCUCACAUCGUUCGAUCGUUUACACGAGCUUCCGGUGAUCACAUGGACAGAUCUAGAAGUGCACUUGUAAAUAUGGGCAGCAGUGUUCUCUCUGGUAUUACCCUGACGAAAUUUUCUGGAAUUGUAGUACUUGCCUUUGCCAAAUCCCAAAUUUUCCAAGUCUUUUACUUCCGAAUGUACCUGGGAAUGGUUCUUAUUGGAGCUGCACACGGUCUAAUCUUCUUACCAGUUCUUCUCAGCUUUAUCGGUCCCCCUUCAAAGGUAAAAGAGAGACAUUAUUGAAUUGAUGAAUAAAGAUGAUAUUAAUUGAGUUGACAAA
Messenger RNA from Phlebotomus papatasi, 3898 nucleotides. RefSeq names its product NPC intracellular cholesterol transporter 1 homolog 1b (gene Npc1b). Lineage: Eukaryota; Metazoa; Arthropoda; Insecta; Diptera; Psychodidae. The transcript is spliced from 11 exons. The coding region runs from base 163 to 3861 and encodes 1232 amino acids. Gene Ontology annotation, cellular component: membrane. The record is from RefSeq and is a predicted model, not a curated record.